This is a messenger RNA of Hemiscyllium ocellatum (epaulette shark), 1566 nucleotides long. RefSeq names its product mucolipin-3-like. Gene Ontology annotation, molecular function: NAADP-sensitive calcium-release channel activity. Bases 37 to 1566 code for a protein of 509 amino acids. Gene Ontology annotation, cellular component: lysosomal membrane; plasma membrane. The record is from RefSeq and is a predicted model, not a curated record. The transcript is spliced from 12 exons. Lineage: Eukaryota; Metazoa; Chordata; Chondrichthyes; Orectolobiformes; Hemiscylliidae.
CCUGACCAACUCCGAAGAAAGCUGAAGUUCUUCUUCAUGAAUCCAUGCGAAAAAUUUCAAGCUCGUGGUCGUAAGCCAUGGAAACUGGGAGUGCAGCUCCUGAAAAUAGCAAUGGUUACUCUCCAGUUGGUUCUGUUUGGACUGAGCAAUCAAAUGGUUGUGCUCUUCAAGGAGGAGAACGCCAUCGCUUUUAAAUAUCUCUUUAUUAAAAACUACGCAGAUGCAACUGAUAAUGACAAUGACUUUGCAAUCUACACACAGAGUGAAGUCCAUGAGUAUCUCUCAUUUAUAUUCAGUCAGUAUGUGCAACUACAUAAGAUCUCAGUUGGCAAUCAUGCCUAUGAGAGGAGAGGGACCGAUUUAACACCACUGACCGUCUGUCAGUAUUUUUAUAAGUGGGGUAGUGUCAGUUCUGGCAAUGAGUCCUUCAACAUUGACCCAAAGAUUGAGACAGAAUGCUUUGACAUGGUGCCAGUGUUACCCAUGUCCAGUGGACACACAACAGACACUAAGCUGAACAUGACGUUGCAUUUUCACAGGCUGGUGAUGGUUCAGGUUCAGUUCACACUGAAGGCGAUUAAUCUACAAACAAUCCGUCAUCACGAGUUGCCAGACUGUUAUGAUUUUUCAGUUACAAUUACUUUUGACAAUAAAGCACACAGUGGAAGAAUGCAAAUUAACUUGGACAACGAUGUUUCUAUUCGGGAGUGUAAACGCUGGCAUGUAACUGGGGGCAUACAAAGGAACACUCACUACAUGAUGGUCUUUGAUGCCCUUAUUGUUGUGAUUUGUUUGAGCUCGUUAAUUCUCUGCACCCGAUCUGUUAUCAAUGGGAUAAAGCUGCAGAAUGAGUUUGUUGACUUCUUCUUGCUCCACUACAAUAAGAACGUGGCGUGGUCUGACCGCAUGGAGUUUGUCAAUGGCUGGUACAUCCUGAUCAUCAUUAGUGAUUUGCUGACCAUCAUUGGAUCUGUCCUAAAAAUGGAAAUUGAGGCUAAGAGCUUUGCAUCCUAUGACAUUUGCAGCAUCUUAUUGGGAACAGCCACAUUGCUGGUUUGGGUUGGAGUCAUCCGAUAUUUGGGCUUUUUUGAAAAGUAUAAUGUCCUUAUUAUAACGCUGCGAGCAGCCUUCCCCAAUGUUAUUCGGUUUUGUUGCUGUGCCUCUAUGAUUUAUCUGGGUUACUGCUUCUGUGGCUGGAUUGUACUUGGACCCUACCAUCAAAAGUUUCGAUCCCUGAAUAUGGUUUCCGAGUGCCUCUUCUCCUUGAUCAAUGGGGAUGACAUGUUUGCCACUUUUGCGGCAAUGCAGGACAAGAGCUAUGUGGUCUGGGUGUUCAGUCGCAUCUAUCUGUCCACCUUCAUCACCCUCUUCAUCUACAUGGUUCUAAGUCUCUUCAUAGCCCUGAUUACUGACACUUACGAAACUAUCAAGCUUUACCAGCGGAACGGCUUUCCUCAGACUGACCUGCGUGUAUUUAUAGCUGAGUGUAAAGACCUGCCAGAUUCUGGCAGGUAUCGAGUGGAAACAGAGAUGCCCCUCUCUCUCGCUUGCUGCUGUCGCAGGUGA